GAGAGAGAGAGAGAGAGAGAGAAUCUGCUAGAAAGGGACAGCGGAUAAAUGCGGACACAAAAAUAACUCCCGGUUGUCCGUAUGGACAGGUUUAAGGACAGUUAACCCGGAAGUGUGACAGAGAUCUGUUGGUGAGCGGAAAAGGUUGGACCUGAUCACUGUGACCACUCCAAUCUCUUUAUCCAAGUAUAAGAGAUUACAAUCUAGAUAUCUGCUAAGCAACAGAGUCAGCCAUGAACACUCAGGAGUCAGAGGUGUACACGGUAGCGCCGGAGAUGCCGGCCAUGUUCGAUGGGAUGAAGCUGGCGGCCGUCGCCACCGUUCUCUACAUCAUUGUCCGGUGCUUGAAUCUAAAAAGCCCCACUGCGUCUCCGGAUAUCACGUACCAGGACACACCACUCAAUCGCUUCCUGCUUAAAUCUUGCCCCGUUCUGACCAAAGAAUACAUUCCGCCGCUGUUAUGGGGAAAAAGUGGCCAUUUGCAGACUGCGCUGUAUGGAAAACUGGGCCGCGUGAGUUCGCCGCACCCGACUGGCCUGCGGAAGUACCUGCCCAUGCAGGAUGGCGCCACGGCGACCUUUGAUCUCUUUGAACCACUGGCAGAUCAUCAGAGCGGAGCGGAUGUCACUAUGGUUAUCUGCCCGGGCAUCGGUAACCACAGCGAGAAGCACUACAUCCGCACCUUUGUGGAUCACUCGCAGAAACAAGGCUACCGCUGCGCUGUGCUUAACCACCUCGGAGCUUUGCCCAACAUCGAGCUCACUUCUCCCCGCAUGUUCACCUAUGGCUGUACAUGGGAGUUCGCAGCCAUGGUGGGGUACAUAAAGAAGACCUACCCUCAGAGCCAGCUCAUCGUGGUGGGCUUCAGUCUCGGUGGUAACAUUGUCUGCAAAUUCCUGGGGGAGAACCGCUCCAAUCAGGAGCGAGUGCUGUGCUGCGUGAGCGUGUGCCAGGGCUACAGUGCACUCAGGGCUCAGGAGACAUUUCUGCAGUGGGACCAAUGCCGGCGCUUUUAUAACUUUCUCAUGGCUGACAACAUGAAGAAGAUCAUUCUGUCACACAGGAACAGCCUGUUUGGAGGAGGCUCUUCUAAGAUGGUAGAUGCAGACCUGAGACGCCUUUUCACUGCCACCUCUCUCAUGCAGAUCGAUGACAACAUCAUGAGAAAAUUCCAUGGACACGAUUCCUUAAAAGAGUACUAUGAGAAGGAGAGCUGUGUGCACUACAUUCACAAUGUGAAUGUUCCACUGUUGCUGGUGAACUCUGCUGAUGACCCUCUUGUACACCAGUCUCUCCUGACCAUCCCUCGCACACUUGCAGAAAAGAAAGAGAAUGUGAUCUUUGCCUUGACACUGCACGGAGGCCACCUGGGCUUCUUCGAGGGCGCAGUUCUGUUCCCGCAGCCUUUAACCUGGAUGGAUAAGGUCAUUGUGGGGUACGCCAAUGCCAUCUGCCAAUGGCAGAAACAGAAGCCAGCAUGCCAAAGCCAGGAUGCCGAAGCCUCAGGGGGCACAUGUUUGAACACUGCUUCCUAAACGCUGCCCUCUGCCCUCUGUCGUUCCAUGCCCAUACGCCACAAGCCACUCAGAGUUUUCUGACUGGUUUUAUCCUACAUACAAAACAACAGCAUUUUUGUGAUCAGUGGUAGCGAAACAUUGUGUCAUAUUUUGGAAAUCACUCGCUUAUGUGCGGGCAAAGAGGAUGAUUCAAAGAGCGAUGUUAUGCAAAUACCAUAUUUUCAGGAUUUAAAGAUGCUAUGACAAAAUACACAUAUAUAGUUUGCCUCAGGCUAAUUAGAACUAAAUUUGUUAGUGGUUUUGAUCGGAAGGAACAUAAACCUUAGUUUGACAUAAAUGUGUGGUGGCCUGGAAAAGCGCUACACUUGGUGAAAUUUAGACUUUUUCUGCCAUAUAUUGGUUUGAAAACUAUAGACAUUUCUGAAUAUACACCCAAAAGUAACAUUUUUAUUUUAUUUUUAAAGACCCAGUUUAGACUAUAGUGUACAGUAGACGCAUCAUGGACAUUUUGACAACUUACAAAUUAAAUUAUGUCAAUUUAACUAAAGAUUUUUUAACACCUAGCAUCUAAAACAGCAACAUCUAAAGGGCUUUGCAAGGCCACGAUACAUUUUAUGACUCUUUGUUAUGGAUGGAUGUGCUGACAGGCAAAAAUUGUUUUUGUUGCUUUCUUGGAGGCAGUAAAAACAUAUUUAAAAAAGGCCUGUAGCAUUAAGCAAACCGACAAAGCGAAUUAAAUUCUUACACAGAAUCACGGAUUCCAUAGCAACUUAUUGUCUGGGAAAUAUGGUAUAACUCGUCAUAUAGUUUAUAAUGUCAAGAAAUGCACUGGCCCCAGCGUGUGUAAAAGAAGUUUCGUUUGCAGCUGCUAGAGUGGAAAGACUUCAGCACAAACAUCUACUGUAGACCGACCUUGCACUACCACACUGUACAUAACACUGAGGAAACGGGCCGUUAUGCAGGCACUGUGUGCUUAUAGUGAGGACAGGCGUGCUGCUGGUGCCUCUUCUGUGCUGUUCACCCUGUUACUGGUCUGUUGAUGUCUCAAUAUGAUCCAGUCUGCGCUUGUGUUAUUCAUUAAAACUGUAUUAUUCAUUGUAGGGCUGGGGAAAAAGACUCCUAAAUGAGUCAACACAGCUUAUAGGCUCUUUCUGUUUUUUAAAGCACUUUAUAUUAUGUUUUGCCAUAAUAUUGAUUUGGGUAGUUAAAGGACGCUCACAUGCAGAGACUAGAUCAUAAAGGGAGAGAUGUCGAAACUCUUUAGCUCAGUGACUCUGUGAUCCCGCCAUUUCACCAAAGCCUGAUAAUCUAAAAAAAAAAAACUUGGUGUCCAAUCUCUGAGCUUAGCUUAGGUGAUGAUUAGAAAGGGUUUGGUUGAAGUUAAGAUCAGAUUAUGAGAUUCAGCAGGAGACUGCACAUGUCUGUGAAAGCUGGCUCAUUACAUGCAUGUUUCAAUUUUCAUUUUUGCUUUGUGACCAUUUUUUUUAUUUUUUAUCUUUGUAAAAUGGAACAAAAGCUGAACAUUGAGAAAAUUACAGAAAGAGUAACAUCUUGUUCCAGGUCUUUAGGAAGUAACUGCAUGUUCUUGAAUAGUUUGAAUAGAAUGGAAGCAGGAGGAAAUGGGUGAAAAGGGAAGCAGUCUAAUCAUUUAGAAAGGAGUAGUUUAGUUGAAUUAAUAAUUUGCACAAUUUUCUUGAAAACCCACAUUUAGACCAAGGCAUGUUAAAUCUCUAAAGCUCACUUCAUUAGUUUUGUAAUGGAGCAAUGAUAAUACUGUUGUUAAAAGUUGAAAGAAAGGUGCUUAUAGCUACCAGUUUAACAAUGUGCAUGUCUGAUUCAUGGCAAUCAUCUGUCCCAUAAUGCCAGGGUUUAGUCCCAUUGUCAAACUGAUAUCUUGGCAAGUACAGAGAAAUACAAUAUAGUUAAAUACAUCUAACGUGUCUCUUUAGUAGAUUAAACAAAAUCUAUUUCUAGAUAUUUUUGCACUCGUUUUGAGCUUGAAAUUGCCUUCUGUUUAGGCAAAUAAUAUUGCUAAUUUCAAGUGUUUAUUUCUAGAAAGAAGCAAAAUUAUCUGCUAAUGGAAUAGAACAAAGCUUAAAACUAAAAAAUAAUAUAUAUAGAAAUGGCUUAAUGCUAUUAUAAUUGUUAUAAAAUAAUCUUAUGAGGAGAAAUAUAUAACUUUACUUUUAUUAAAAAUAUCUACUUAUCACAAGAUCUAUUAAUGUAUAUAGUAGUUUGUAGUGUCUGAAUUUCAUAUCUUCUCUUCCAUUUACUCAGUGGUUUCCUCUAGUUUUCUACAAAAACAAUUUGAUCACUCUAAGUUGCCCCUAGCUUUGAAUGUGUGUGUGUUUGUUUGUUGUCCAGGGAGCACAACAACCUUGUCCCCAGUGUUCCAGAGCCACCCUGACCAGAAUAAAAAGCUCUUUGACGGCGAGUAAAUAAAUAAAUGUCCAAACCAUUUGGCUAAAGGUCUAGUAAUAAUUUAGAAUUGACUUGUUAUCGCAAAGAGUACGAACUUGCUGAGAUAGAAAGCGAUUACUGUUUUUAGCUUUCACAUAACCAAGUCACUUGGUUAACCCAGUCGUGUUGGCAAACAACCAAACCACGUGGUUUGAAUUCAGCAUGCACAAUGAUAAACUGCUAGUCAUAGGUUUCCUUUAGUUGUUAGCAAUGGAAGUAUUUUUCUUUAUAAAGUGCAAUUUAGACGUGUCAGUGGAAAGGUAUGUGGAGGAAUGGAGUUGAAGAAACGGUGUUAUUUUUUUAUUUUUCUCAGCCUUUAAUUUCUUGUACUUAAGACGAGAGGGCAGUUUUGAGGAAGUUAGAUCUUAGUUGUUCUCCAGAUGAUAGAGCACAGACGCCACCUCCUGGUCUGUUGUGACUCUCCAUAGACAUUAAAAUGUUUUGUAGUAUUAAUGGUUAAUUUGGUUCAAACCCUGAUCUCAUGCAGUAUACACCUUUUUUUCAUCUGAAGGAAAGAAUGUUAAAGAAAAGAGGUUUAUAAUUGGUCUUCUUUCAGAUGUUCUAUUAGGUCGACAUUGACCAGGGUAAAUCAGUUUGAUCAUUCAGUAUUGAAGUACACCAAAAGAUCUGAGCUACCAGCAUCCUUCCAUUCUCCAUCAACUGAUGCACAGCCUUCUGCCUUUCUGAGUGUUUCUCACCUUUUAUUCUUUUUUUAUUUUGCACAAAACAUUACAGGCUUAAAUGUAUCUUUUUGAUUUUUGAAUUUCAUUUUUGAUAUAUAAAUAUAUAUUUGUCUUUCUUGCCUUUGGAUAUUGACUCAUUUGCUUAUGAUGUUCAUAAAUGACCGUUGGUGUGUGUUCAGCAGCACGUUUGAUUCUGAAAACCAAAACUAGAAAAAAAAAGUCAAGAAAUAAGGUGAACAUAAAGUCUGUAGGUUAUGUGAAAGAGUGUUGUUUUUUCCGUCAGCAUUUAUUUAUUUUUUUUGCCAAACCGAGGGGCCUAGUCCAGAAAAAUACAGUGUGUGUCAAAUUAAGUGUGAAGAAAAAUCACAUUCCUGCUGUUCUCACAAAGUACAGCCCUCAGUCAGGAACAGCAUUUGCGUUAAUAUUUGAUCAUAUGUGCAAAUCUAUUAGCAUUCCCACUGACUCAUUGACUAUUCGCCAUACUACCAGGUGGAAAUGCAGUGCAGGAUUUCCAUGACUGAUGUGGCAAAAUUCGAUUUAUAGAUUUAUAGAGCUAAUCACAGUGUAUUCACAGUGCUGUGUGUUUGAUGGGUUGGUUUUGUACCCAUUACUAUAUCAUAUUCCACCUUCAGUGACUAUAAGACUUUAACCUAGUUAUGUGUGUGUUUUUUUUUGUUUUUUUGUUUGUUUUUUUUGGGGAAUAAGUGUGUGAGUGAAUAAUUGGAUUAAAUAUAGUUAAUGUGUUCAAAAUAAAUUAUUUUCUUGUAUAAAUA
Messenger RNA from Silurus meridionalis, 5433 nucleotides. RefSeq names its product abhydrolase domain containing 2, acylglycerol lipase a (gene abhd2a). The transcript is spliced from 11 exons. Lineage: Eukaryota; Metazoa; Chordata; Actinopteri; Siluriformes; Siluridae. Gene Ontology annotation, molecular function: acetylesterase activity; monoacylglycerol lipase activity. Gene Ontology annotation, cellular component: sperm flagellum; sperm plasma membrane. Gene Ontology annotation, biological process: medium-chain fatty acid catabolic process; sperm capacitation; steroid hormone receptor signaling pathway. The coding region runs from base 234 to 1535 and encodes 433 amino acids. The record is from RefSeq and is a predicted model, not a curated record.